AUGCAGGUCCACAAGAUGAAACGCGAAGCUCUGUCUCAUAUCGAUAUACUCAUUGUCGGUGCAGGUCUUGGAGGACUUUAUGCCGCUAUCGAAUGUUAUAGACAAGGUCAUUCCCCACGGGUAAUUGAAAGUAAACCCGAGUUAGAGGCCUUGGGAGACUUUGUCGGUAUCGGGCCGUCUGUGACCAACCAGUUUCAAAAAUGGCCUGGAAUGCAAGAAACCUACAGCAAUAUCAUCUACCGACCGUCAAUGAACUUACUCACGCACGAUGGUACCUUUAUAGGCGGGCCCUUCGAGCUCUCAGAGUCCUCCGACUACAGACCAGUCCCUGUUGGUCGGCCGAAGCUGAUCGCAGCUUUAUACAACUACACCAUGUCGCUCGGAAUCCCUGUCAUAUUUGGCAAACGUGUGAUCGACUAUGAGGAAUCAAAGGAGACUCGGCGCGCUUAUGCCAUAACCGAUGAAGGAGAACGGUUUGAGAGCGAUGUCGUGGUCGCUGCAGAUGGUAUCGGAUCUAAGGUGGGGAAAGUAAUGACUGGGAAAGAGGUCAGAGCUAUCAGCAGUGGCAUUUCCGCCUACAGGGUCACCUAUCCCACCGAAAUUCUGCGAGGAGAUCCGUUUCUCGCCAAGCAGUAUCCUUUCAAACCCGGUGAUCCUGAUUACUGCGAAGUUUAUAUGAGUCCUGAAGGUCAAAUGAUCACUCUGAUCUCGCCGGAGCUCACAACGUGGUUACUUACUCAUAAGGAUGAAGGGAAUGCUGAGGAGAACUGGUCUACACGACUCAGUGCCUCGGAUGCGUUAGAGACUCUCCAGAAGACAGGGCUCACAUGGGACCCCAAAGUGUCAGCAGUGAUAGGGAAAACGCCACCACACACGAUUGUCGACUAUAGGAUUACUUGGAGGGAUCCUGACCCAAUUUGGACUUCCCCAGGUGGGCUCAUAGUCAAAAUAGGAGACGCUGCGCACGCAUUCAUACCCAAUUCUUCGAAUGGAGCCACUCAGGCGAUGGAGGAUGGGCUUUCGCUAGCGGCAUGUCUCAGACUUGCUGGUAAAGACAACAUACUCUCGCGACUAGAAUUUGAGCGAGUCUCAUGUGCUCAGAAGAAUGGAUUCAAGAAUAGGGAAAAAUGGGAGCAAAACUUCGAAGAGGCGAAGAAGAAUCCCUUAGCCACUGCACAAUCGAUCGGUCGCUGGCUAGCUCGGCACGAUCCUGAGCAGUAUGUGUACGACAACUGGGAGGCAUGUAAGAACUACAUUACCAACGGAGCACCUUUUAAGAAUAGCAAUCUUCCACCAGGAUAUAACUAUGAGCCGUGGACAAUGGACGGGCUGAUGAAGAUGCAAGAUAAUGGUCAACUUCCUGUUGAUGAGGGAGAUUGGGACUGA
This is a messenger RNA of Exophiala bonariae, 1386 nucleotides long. RefSeq lists its product as uncharacterized. Gene Ontology annotation, molecular function: FAD binding; monooxygenase activity. The transcript has 4 exons. Lineage: Eukaryota; Fungi; Ascomycota; Eurotiomycetes; Chaetothyriales; Herpotrichiellaceae. The record is from RefSeq and is a predicted model, not a curated record. The coding region runs from base 1 to 1386 and encodes 461 amino acids.